UCGCUACAGUCAGUCCCGCUCUCAUCUCUUGCUGAGGUGUUACUCUAGGCAGCUAAAUACCUGCUUAAAUCUGCAUUUUAUUGGACCAUUUUGACACACAUUUCCGUGUGACAUCUCGGGGCCGCUGACGUUAUGAAGGGAAUCAGGCUUGCCGUGGUUUUCUUGGUGCUUUUCGUAUCUCUACUGUGUGCAGCCGAGGCGGCCAGGAGCAGGAAAGACUCCAGCACCCAGAACAGCUUCCGACGGGCGGCCAACGGCAUCUACCAGACCCUGAGCAAUGUGUUUGGUGAGGACAACAUUAGGGGCUUGUACAAGUUCUUCUCAAAGACAACAGAGCGAUUUGUCCAUGGAGUGGACUCUUUCCUCGACACCAUCUGGAAGAUUUGGACAGAUCUGCUGGAUGUGAUGGGCAUUGAUUCCUCCAACCUGAGCCACUACUUCAGCCCCACAUCCCUCAUGAACUCCCCAGCACGUGCCCUGCUCCUAGUCGCCGCCAUACUCUUGGCCUACUGGUUCCUCUCCUUGUUCCUGGGGGGUUUCUUUUACCUACUGCAUGCCGUCUUCGGCCGGUUCUUCUGGCUGGCGCGCGUCGCCCUCUUCGCCCUGUCCUGCCUCUACAUCCUGCAGAAGUUCGAGGGUGACCCCGAGCGUGCGGUGCUGCCGCUGUGCUUCAUCAUGGCGGUGUACUUCAUGACAGGGCCCGUGGGAGCAUACUGGCGCCGGGGAGGCGGGUCAGGCUCACUGGAAGAGAAAAUCGACCACCUGGACACUCAGAUCAGGCUGCUCAACAUCAGGCUGAGCCGUGUCAUAGACAGCCUGGAGCACACCGGGGAUCAGUAGGUGGAAGCGAGGAAUAGAGGGGGCUGGGAGGGAGGGGUGAUACUUAUGAAGGGAUACUGUAGAACCAGCUGCGUUUGAUGUCAGAAAAUUGUUUCCUUCACGGAUCUGCAGCAACACAACAACUAGGUAUGUCAAACCUCUAUUGUGAGAUCUGGAGCAAAAGUAAAUUUCAAAAUACGUUGGUUGCUUGGUUUCAGUUACCAGACACCUGAAAAUCCUCCGAAACGUGGACAGUUCAGGUGUAACUUAUGAAAAUCAAGCACACCUACAUAUUUUGUUUCUUUGUGCAUUUUUUUUCCUUGACUCAAGUAUUUGUUGUGUCUGCAAAGAGGUAAUAAGAAAGGAAACGUCCCCAGUUUUUCUAAAUGCAGACCUGAUUCUAACUGCGUAGUCGGGGUUAGAAAUUUUUCUGGUAUUUGGAUAAGAAUUCCCAAGGUUUGUGCUUAAUGAAUGGGCAAAUUAGAUGUGUGCUUUAUUUUUAUCCUUGUGAAUAUCCUGGGGGUUAUGCAUUUAAAACAAUUUUGUCCACAAACAAUUUUUGCUUUUCCCUUUUGGAAACUAUUGAAGUAGGACGGGGGUUGGGUGUAUGAUGCAGGGGACAGAUUCAGACACUGUAUUUCUAAAUAUUUAAAAUCCAGUCAGUGCUCAAGAUGUUAGGUAAUUGUUCUUAAUAAGAUUUAUUUAUUGCAUUUUACUGUCCAAACAGUUGAAAUCAUGUAGAACUCUAGUCACUGUGUCAUUUAGUCACCAUUCCAUCGUAGCAAUAGCUGAUAUCAGGACCUCUUUUUCUUGUGUGUAUGAGUGUGCGAGCAAAUGCACAUGGGUGACAUACAUGAAUGUGAGCGCAUAUGCUUGCAGAACCUUGAGUGAUGUGUGUUUGUGCGUGUGUUCAUGUAUUUCAAGCUUGUUAAUGGGGAAAAAAAAGCACUGUAUAUUGUCGAGUCACCGUCAGAUUGAGAGAAAAUGCAGACAGGCGGCAGUAUCUCAGGGACAUAGCCAUGUAAUGUAUGAAAUUGGGAAAUAGAUACCAAGUGUAUCAAAACUCAUAUCAGUAAUUUAAAGCACUUAAUGAUAAAUGGGUGCACAGUGUCUACCCCCUACUCCUGCUUGAGUCAUAUCUCACCAUCUGUAAAUGGGUGGCACUGCAAGGUGCUGCCGUUAUGUACAGUAUCACAAGGGAAACUCCGUCCACUUUAGCCUGGUUUCACUGCAGGGCCAAACAGGGCUAGUGUGAGCAUUUUAGCCAUCAUAUAUGUCUCUUAAUCUUUUGAAAAUAACAGGUGGCUCUUUCUUCAUCUUGCUGCCAAAAUUCAUCGUCCUCAUACAGAGCUAGCAUGACUAUACCAUUGUACUGUUGGCAGAUGUAUCCAUGUUCAGACUGGGCACCAUCGCCACAUCAAACACAGAUGUAAAAGCACAGGCAUACUACCAUCACCAGUGGUCUAGAAACAUCACUGUCAGCUGCUUGAGUGAAUUCAACCUCAUGCCCGCACAUCUGACUUGGAGUCUGCCUUAACUCGUGUGCUGCUUUUUGCAAUUGGUAUUUUCCCGUGAGAUGGAAAUUGGAUCAAACUUCAUUAGAGUGUCAGAAAGUGAAGUCCAAGGCCUUUGUUGGUAGAAGUGUGAGCUGGUCAGUUUGAGCAUUGGUGCGUCUGGCAGCAACCCGGAUUCAAUCCCAGCUCGGGCCUUCGCUGCGUGACCGAGAUCACCCGCGGCGUUUACAUCACACCGUUUCCAAUCUUCAUGUAUGAAGAUUAUUUUUCAGAUCAGGUGUAAAUUAAGGAGUGAAUUCGCUGUUGUACAUUCUGUUAAAAUUUUUCAUGUGAGGUAACAGUGAAGGCUUUUACCAACAGUUUAAUCAUAUAUUUGCUACUAGCUUGACUGAUUAUUGUGGUACAGUGACAUAGUGCUUCAAACACACAGACGUGGUGUGAAUGGCUGUCCCCAACUGUAGUUUUUGAUGGGAAUUCUGCUGUUUUGAUCACUUCUGCCUUUUUUUUGUUUGUUGUUCUUUUUCUCUUGUCAUCAUGCACAGUUAUAAGGGAUUGGGUGCCUGCUUGCCUUUUUUCCCCCUCCCUUGUCCACUCACUUUGAUGUUCACCACAAAAUAUACAGCUCUGGAAAAUUAAUAGACCAUACACACAACACACCUUUUCAGUUUUAUAAUUUAUGGGUGUCUUUGUGAAAUCUAACUCGAAUUAAUGAACUACUGACCACAUUUUAUUGUAAUGCCAAGCAAAAAUCUCAGUCAGAACAGUGAUUUGUACAAAAUGACAGCCUAUAAAAUAUCAAAAAUAUACAAUCUGUAACUGUAUUUUGAAUAAUGCUAGAUAAAGAAGUUUACACCCAUUAAUAAUUCUUUAAAAAAUAACAUUGCCUUCUUAGGAAGGGGUCAGCAAUCAUUAUUUAGAGCGAGACUUUUCUUUAUUCUUUAUCACAGUUUUGAUGUGUCUUUCCAUGUUUAAUCAAUACCAAUCAGUAGUUCAUUAAAGUGAAUCAGGUGUGCUUUUGGUGGAGUUUAACAGGUAGACAUAAUGGCCGGGGUACCUUAGAGGUUUGGGAACCACUGCAAUGGGAAAAUACGGAUACUUUUUUUUUUUUUUUUUUAAAUAUGGCAUGGCAUCUUCAUUUUUUUCCAGAGCUGUAUAUAGUUUUUGUCACUUAUUCCCCUUUGCACUAAUUUUAGGAUGAUAAUGUAUUGAAUUGAUUUGUCAGAAUCUGGAUUAUGUAAAGUUAGUGUUGAGUUCAUUAAAAUAGAUGUUUUUAUACAAGUGACCCUAACGCUGUGUGAAUUAAAAUGAAUAAUGAUAAUAAUAAUAGUAAGUUGAUUUCAGUGUCUUGUCAAAUAGUUUGUCCACAAGCGCAGGACACUAACGUCCUUGUGAGAAUGUCAGUCAUGUUACAGGGUAAGUUAGCCGGGGCAGUCAGAUGUAGUGGUUGAAAUAGAUCCCACAGUGUGACACUACUAAGGCCAAAGAAACAAACAGUAUUUAACUUUACCCGUCGCCACUUGAGAUGACCGGCUCGCCAGCAAGAUGUUGAUUGUACAGUUUGUUGUGUUGAGGGCUGCAUUCCCCCCCACCGCUCACCGUUGUCAGCAGAACAAGGUUGCAGUGAUAAAUUUCAUCUUCACUGAAGGGUGGGAUCCUGCCGUGACACAGCACCAUAGUAGGCUAGCAUAGUUGAACACCAAAGCCACUGAUGGACAGAUUCCUAAAACAAGCACUAACUGUGUAUAUAUAUAUAUAUAAUGAUGAUCAUUUUUUAAAAAAAUCAACCAUGGUGAAAUGGCUUAGAGUCAGCUGUCAUGUGUUUCGUAGUGCGACCACUGGGGGACACUGCACUGCUGAUGACAGGCCCUCCCCAUGGCUAAGCUCAUAUUGUCUUGCCUUCAGUGUUUUCCUUGAUCUAAUGUUGUAGGCUGUCGGGCUAGUCAACAAAAUGUGUGUUGAGAAAUUUGAAUGCAUCCUCUUCAUUUGUGUAGACUGUGUGUAAUCCUCUCGAUUUUAAAAGAUUAUCUCAUUGAAUAAAAAUAUAGCCAGUUUUUCCUCUGCUGUAUUUUCCAAGUAGCUAGUUUCUGGCUGUAUAGCCAAAAAAAUUGGAUUUUCCUGCAUGCCAUAUGUACUAUGUUUUUGUAUGCAUAAUUGUUAUAUUCUAUAUACUUUUCAAACAGUAACUUUUUUUAUCUUGUCAUGCUCUGCUGAUUGUGAGCAUUUGAAUGUUUAGUUGAUCAUUUAACUAGUAAUUCAUGAUAAUGGGGACUGUGUGAAUAUAUAUUUCUGUAUGACUGGAAGUAACAUUUGCACUGAUUACUGUACUGUAUAAACCAAAUUAUCACUCUCGCUGAGGGCAGGUUCACGCUACAAGACUUCAGUCCCCAGCAGCAGAAAUCAAUGCAAAUCCCAUCACUGUUUUUCAGAGUGUUCUCACCUCCAAGCUGUGUUAUCCCUCCAGUGACCUUGGCAAGCAGUUUGAACAUUUUAGAGCAGUCUUUCAAGCUAGGCAAAUCAUCGACUUGCUCGGCAAAUAGGAACAGAUGCAACAAUAAGAAAAGUUUGUUGUAAAACAUAUAAAUGUGUGGGAAAGAGGCCACUAUAGAUUCGAAAAAAGGUCAAAAGUCAAGCGUUCCCUGGAUGUUUCAAUAAUAUCAGGCCUUCAUCAGGGUGGAGGUGCAGGAAAAGUAGAAAUUAAUUUUUGCCAAUUGAAACCAGUCAUUCCAAACAUGUGCCCUGAUGUCCCACCUCACACUGGAAACUUAUUUUAAUUGGAAUUGUUUCCAGUGGGCAGAAUUAUAUAUCACAUUCACAGAAUUAUAUAUCAUAUCUGUUAAUCUUUGAGUUUGUCAGUUGUGUGCCAAGCUUGUUAAAGAAGAUCUUUUACAAUUUGGCUCCUCUGGCCGCUUUGCUGUUUGAUCAUGACAUCUUGAAGUGUGUAUCCACCCUAACGGUCUGUAGCCAAUAACUUGUGUAUGUUAUUACUAAUGAUGCUAUGUUGUAAUUUAUGAGGGUACUAAAUGAAUAGUAAUAAUGAUAUAUGUUGUUAUUAAGAAAGGAAGACUAAACCUGGUUUUCCAGUGCAUCUCACCACUAUGAUCAUACUGGUGCUAUUGUAAGUCAGUGGGUGAUAUUACAGCGUGAUUUUGAAGGGGCCCAGCUCUCACUGAUGGUUGUUUAUUGUAUUCGAUUUCAGUGUCAGAUAAUGUGUGAUAUUUGCAUUGCAUGUUGAAGGAAAUUUUCAGAAUUUCAAGGAAUGUUUAUCAGACUCUUGUCUCUGGACACUGAAAAGUUAACACUGGUGUUUGCUUAGAGAAAAUAAAACCUGGAAUGAAACUAUUUCUCUUCUGCAUAGACUCAAUAUGUUUUAAACGGUUCUUACUUUACUUUUUUUUGUUUGUUUGUUUGUUUUUUAACUGUUUUUGAGCUUAUGCAAGUGUACGGCAUGCAUGCAGCAUUCAGUGAAAUGGUUUCAUUCACCAAUCACUUGCUCUAGCAUUUCUGCAAAUGCGAACAGACCAGUGAUGACAUUUUCUCAGACAGAACCACCAGCAUGAAAAUAUCUGACUUCCUCUAGAGGGUGUGUGAACCUUCCUUUUCAAGAUUGUGUAUUAUAAGAAAUUCUUUGUGUCUAAAGUUGCCACUAGAUGUACUCAGUUACCACUUGAGUUAACCACUUGGAAGCCAAAAGCAGUCAGUGCAAACUUGUGUUGGCAUUGUGAGAGAUUUAAUUCUGCACUCAAGAGUUUUAUAUUCAUUCUGUGUUGUGACUUAGGUCCUCUUAACGACUAGUCAUUCCAUAAAGAUAAUUAUUUAUCUGUUGCGCUUACUCUUUCCAUGUAGCCUGCUCUUGACGUGCUGUGCCAAUAUCGUAUUAUUUUCAGACAUUUAUAUGCAUCUGUUAAAAACUUGAGUAGAUGAUGUAGAUUUUAUUGAUUUGUUUUUCAUUUCUCCACAUUUUUAGACAGUUUUCUAUUUGAAUAUUUUCUGUAUUUCAGUGAUGUGGAGAGCGCCAAACCCUUCUGCCUGCCUGUUGUCUAUUCUGUGUGUGUGCGUGUGUGUGUGCGCGUGUGUGUCAUGUGUCAGAUCAUCGUGAUGGAUAAAUGGUUCUUUAAAAUGAGUUGUUUUACAGUGAAAAUGAGGUCCAGAUUUGAAUAAAUUAAACUCAAACACCA
Molecule: messenger RNA, 6508 nt
Organism: Myripristis murdjan (pinecone soldierfish)
Lineage: Eukaryota; Metazoa; Chordata; Actinopteri; Holocentriformes; Holocentridae
Gene: bri3bp
Product: bri3 binding protein
Exons: 3
Coding region: 133-840 (235 amino acids)
Cellular component (GO): mitochondrion
Source: RefSeq, a predicted model, not a curated record